UGCGUUAGCUGACGUAGGAAGGCGAUGCAACUUUCCCUUUAUUUUCUCCGAUUUCUCCUAAAUUCAAAUACAAAAUUAUAUAAACAACCGAUCAGUUAUAAUCUACGAAUUCCGUAGCAUCGGCAGAAGUCAUGCUGCGCUCGAUAUUCAGCCGUUUGGCGAAGAAAUCUCCGAUUUCAGUGAGGCCUCACGAUGGCGUUUUGGCCUCAAUGGUUCACACUACAUCGAGAAGGCAGUGCAGUGCACAAUCGGCUGAUCCUGAUUAUGACCCAAGUUUUUUCGAGAUGGUCGAGAUAUUUUUCGACAGGGCUACUAAUAUAAUUGAAGAGAAAUUGAUAGCGGAAAUGAAGGGUAAACUGACCUUGGAAGAGAAGAAGACGAAAGUGAAGGGCAUUUUGCGAAUGAUAAAACCAUGCAAUCAUGUCAUCGACAUUUCGUUCCCGAUCAAGAGGGACAACGGGGAAUUUGAGAUCAUUCAAGGAUGGAGAGCGCAGCACAGCCAACACAGAACCCCCUGCAAGGGCGGUAUCCGUUACAGUAUGAAUGUGAACAAAGACGAGGUAAUGGCUCUCAGUGCAUUGAUGACCUACAAAUGUGCUGUGGUCGAUGUGCCAUUUGGUGGUGCCAAAGCUGGAGUCAAGAUCAACCCGAAGAAUUACUCUGAACAUGAGUUGGAAAAGAUCACAAGGCGUUUUACUGUGGAGCUUGCCAAGAAGGGCUUCAUUGGUCCUGGUAUUGAUGUGCCUGCCCCAGACAUGGGCACUGGUGAGAGAGAGAUGAGCUGGAUCGCCGAUACCUAUGCUCAGACUCUAGGUCAUUAUGAUAUCAAUGCUCAUGCCUGUGUGACAGGAAAACCCAUCACUCAGGGAGGUAUUCAUGGACGUGUAUCGGCCACUGGAAGGGGCGUCUUUCAUGGCAUUGAGAACUUCAUCAAUGAAGCGAGUUAUAUGAGCAUGAUUGGUAUAACACCAGGCUUUGGGGAGAAGACCUUUAUUGUCCAGGGCUUCGGCAAUGUCGGCAUGCACUCCAUGAGAUAUCUACACAGGAAUGGUGCUAGGUGUAUUGGAGUGAAGGAAUUCGACACAUCCAUCUAUAACCGUAAUGGAAUUGACCCUCGUGAACUGGAAGACUGGGUCAUCGAAAAUGAAACCAUCAGAGGCUUCCCAGGUGCCGAGGAAUAUGAGGGUGAAGACUUAUUGUUGGAACAAUGUGAUAUCCUAGUUCCAGCCGCCUGUGAGAAGGUCAUCACUCGUGAGAAUGCUCACAAGGUGAAGGCGAAGAUCAUUGCUGAGGGAGCCAAUGGACCAACGACUGUUGCCGCUGAUGAAAUUCUACUCAAGAACAAUGUUUUGGUCAUACCGGAUUUGUACAUCAAUGCUGGUGGUGUCACUGUCUCCUAUUUCGAAUGGUUGAAGAACUUGAACCAUGUCAGUUAUGGACGAUUGACAUUCAAGUAUGAGAGAGAUUCCAACUACCACUUGCUAGAGAGUGUACAGCAAUCCCUUGAAAGGAAAUUCGGCAAACAUGGUGGCAAAAUCCCGAUUACCCCAAGUGAGAACUUCGAAAAGAAAAUUUCUGGUGCCUCAGAGAAGGAUAUUGUUCAUUCUGGUCUGGAAUAUUCCAUGGAGCGUUCAGCGCGGAACAUCAUGAGGACCGCUAUGAAAUACAACCUCGGUCUCGAUCUACGUACCGCAGCAUAUAUUACAUCUAUUGAAAAAAUCUUCAAGGUAUAUCAUGAAGCUGGACUAACGUUUACGUAAUGUCAAAAUGCCAUUGCUAGAUCUAGUUUAAUUUGGUUCAGGUACCAUAAAGUGUGAAGUAAAGUGAGACGUGUGGUUAAUAUUAUAACUUGCAGUAACUUGUUUACAAAAAAGUAGUAACGGUGGGAAGCUGAUAAUAUAUCAACAUGGUUUUCUUAAGGGUGAAAUUUCUAAUAAAUUCUUGAAAUUUUAUUUUGUGGGUGGUUUUCAUGAAAAUACAGACCAAGGUUCAUAUAAAAAGCUGUCGAGAAAAUUUUAUCAUUUGUUAUGAGUGUACCUCUGCUAUUGAAUGUCUUUUCGAAUAGUUGCCUGGCCUGAGUUGUGUACAACUGAAGCGUAAAUAUUUUCCAUUAAUAAACAGACUGAUGCUGGUAUAUAAAUGUCACAAAAUAAUGCAUGAUGAUAUUAUAUUUAACUGAUUGUGCUACAGACGAGCUGUAUAAUGAGUGGUUAUUAUCUCUAAAUAUUUUUGCUAUAUUACGUCUUAUCCUGGUCAUGGUUUUGUGCUAUAACUGCACAUGUCAUUAUUUCCAAUUUAACCCUAAGUUAGCUACAUGUAUUAAAGUUGAACUAAUCUCACAACAUGUUAUUUGAAAUAAAAUCCUUUUAUCAGAUUUGUUUCUGUUGCUGGCCAAACAUUUGUGUAAAAGUUGGUAACAUGACAUAUCUUGAUUCAAAUUGGAUUGUUAACAUUUUGACAGGAUUGUAGAGUUCUUUAUGGUACAUGAAUUCAACUUUUGAAUAAUUUACGGCUGAGCAUGUUUUGAGAAACAUUUUUGAUUCGUUUCAUACGAUGUCAUCAGCAGCUGGCCAAACACUUCUAGCUCCUUUUAUCAUUACGGACGCUACCCUUCUUGAACAUUGUACAAACAUUGGAUGUGUGCAGUGAUGUCAUUGUGAUGUCUGUUUUGGAUGUCAAUUUGUGCCCUUGAAGAGGCUGAUGUGGCCAACAAAUGUGGGUCACAAAAGCUGUAAAAUGAAAAGGCAGCAAAUAUUUAGGGGUCAACAGUAUAGUCGGGAGGUCGCUUGAACGAGUAUGGUACGUACAUGUAAGCCUGUUGUAUCUCUAAUGCUGAAAGUUUGGUAAGGUGUCUCUGUGCUUCUCAAAGCAUGCUAAGUCAUGAAAGAGUUAAAAUAACACCAACUUUAUUCAAAUUCUGUUGGAAAUUUGUUUGCUUGUGCUUUGUUAAUUUUAUUCCACUUCCUUUAUUUCUGCUUUUGCGAUUGUUAACUUCAGAGAAUGGAGAUGACUGUUUCCUAGGCUAGGCUAGUACUGGUACAGAUAGUGAGUGCAUUAAGUUUAUUAACACCCCAUACCAUCCAAGAUCAUUAUUAUCAUAUUGAUGAGGAUAAUGGUGUCGAUGUGAUAUUUGUAAAUAAUAAGAAACCAUUAGAAAGAGUUGUUGAGAUCCAUUUGAAUGACGGACAGCAUGAGAUAUUGUCAGGCAAUGCUGGUGAAGAGGGAUGGGAUGGAAUGAAAAAUUGCAAGUUUGUUGGCCUCUACUGGUGGUGGUGUUGGCAGGCCAUUCUUGGUCACAACAAUAGCAACUAUAGUUAGCCUGUGAUAAUGAUAUACAUGUAGUAAUGCAAUCUGGUUGUAUUGUAGUAAUAGAUGUCACAUUAAUGUCAGUAGAUGACCAGCUUAGUGUCCUAAAUUCUCAAUCUUGUUUUUUAAAAACAAAUAGGGAUACACGUACAUCAGUAACCAUUCUUCAUUUCAAGUUCAACUUGAAUCGGUUUGAAAGUAUUCUACUCAAAAUGAUGAAGCCUAGUCAUUACCAAAGAAACUGCCUUUGGAAAUUGUCACUGCAGAUUAUUCUCAAUACUACUUUGCCUCUUCAUAAAUCUUGAUCAUUUCCAUGCAUAGUAUUAAGUUUGACAUCAGCCUGUCCUUGUACAUACUCAUCUAUCCAUUCUGAUAUCCAUUGUUAACAUCUUUCACCUGAAUAUUACCUUAUAAUUUUCAGACAGUGCUUUUUGACCGAUUUAAGACCCAGUUCCACUACAAAUGUCUACUGCCACAGGUUUUACCGCUUUCAGAGGCUUUGUGGUUACAUGUACAAUUGCCAAGUCUACAAAUUUGUCCAUGUACUUGCAAAGAAACUAAUCUAAAUGCCUGUGAAAACCAGGCGGUUUUCCUUUUAAUCCCCACCUGACAUGAUAAUUAUUGCCUGCUAUAAACUUAUGUCCGUUAGCUGAUAGCAGUAGCACUUUAGAUGUAGCAUCUCUACUCAAUUCAAAUGCUGUAUAGAACAUGUAAAAAAAACGUUGGAUUAUUUUCUUGCCGAGCCUGUCUGAAAUUAUUUUCUCAAGAAGCAAUCUCUGAUCUGUAUUUCACAUUCCUUGAGUAGUUUUGUCUAUAGGCAUGUGUACAAUUGACCAUACUACAUUAUGAAUAAAGUUGAUUGAUGUGAA
This is a messenger RNA of Lineus longissimus, 4175 nucleotides long. Its product is annotated as glutamate dehydrogenase, mitochondrial-like. The record is from RefSeq and is a predicted model, not a curated record. The coding region runs from base 132 to 1760 and encodes 542 amino acids. Gene Ontology annotation, cellular component: mitochondrion. Gene Ontology annotation, molecular function: L-glutamate dehydrogenase (NAD+) activity. Gene Ontology annotation, biological process: L-glutamate catabolic process. NCBI's taxonomy places the organism in Eukaryota, Metazoa, Nemertea, Pilidiophora, Heteronemertea, Lineidae. The transcript has 10 exons.